CAAACGUCAACAAUUACAGCAGUGAGUGGAAGAGAUCGGAGAUUUUCACGCUAUGUUAAUAGAGGAGCGCUUACUAACACUUUUCAAAAGGAACUGUCAACAUACGCUGACAUACUGGAGCGUGUUCUUCAGCUUUGGACUGAGCAUUGCUUUUCUGGGGCCUACCAUCCUGGAUCUGAAAUGCCGGACCGGCUCCACGCUGCAAGAGAUCACCUGGGUUUUCUUUGCCCAACAGCUCUGUCUACUUAUCGGCAGCUCCAGUGGAGGAGCUUUCACCAAAACGUUGUUCAGCGCUCUGCUCGCUCUCUUCCUCUCGUCCCUCAUCAUCUCUGUGGUUUUUUCCAUCAUCCCACUUUGCUAUAAUGUGCUGCUGCUGGCGAUAGCGAUGGCAGUGUCAGGUCUGGCCAUGGGCAUCAUCGACACCAUCGCAAACAUCCAACUGGUGUCCAUUUAUAAAAAGGACUCUCCUAUCUUUCUGCAGGCUCUGCACUUCUUCAUUGGUCUCGGUGCUCUAUUGAGUCCUCUGAUUGCAGAGCCUUUCAUAUCCGGCCACUGCCUGCGCAGUAAUAGCACAGAAAACGCCACCGAGAUAAUUCACCACUUCAGAUCCAGCUUCAGGUCACCUGUAAAUCUGCCCGAGAGUUCGCCGCUCUCAGGCCCGGUGGAGGAGAGGAACGUGUCCUACGCCUUCUGGAUCAUGGCUCUCAUUAAUCUGCCGGUGCCGAUUGCAGUUUUUGUGUUGAUGUAUCAAGAGAAGCUGCUGCCCUUUUGCCCAAACAGCAGCCCACGACUGCUAGACAAAGAUGAGCUGGCCAUGGAGACCAAAGCACCAGACAACACAGAAAUGGCUGAAUUAGAUGACGAAGUUUUUCUUCACUCUGGACAUGGAAACAUCUUCAGCUGCUGUACGGAUGGUGCUCUGCGUGGGUUACCCGUCACCUUCUUUCUCAUCCACAUUUUUGGUGGUAUGGUGCUGUUUAUGACAGAGGGCAUUAUGGGGGUCUAUGCAGGCUUUGUUUACACGUACGCUGUUUCACCUCCCAUGUCUCUGCAAUCUAAAAUGGCAGGAAACCUGAACUGUAUCUUCUGGGCAGCCAUCACUGCCGGACGACUGGUGUCAAUCCCGCUAUCAUACCGCUUUAAAACAGUACAUCUGCUCCUCACUAACCUGGCUGGUGUGAUUGUGACAUUGCUGCUGUUAAUGAUCCUCUACACAAACAGAGUGUUUCUGUUUGUUGGAACAACCUUUCUGGGGCUUUUCAUUAGCAGUGUUUUCCCCUGCUUAGUGGCCUACACUGAGGACAUUCUGGAAUACCGUGGAUGUGCAACAACGGUCUUAGUGACAUUGUCAGGGAUGGGUGAGAUGACGCUGCAGGUGCUGGCUGGAACACUUAUUCAGAAAAAAGGCAGUUACAGUUUUUUGGUGUGUGGUUUGGUCAUUGGAUGUCUCGGUUUCAUCUUCCUCCUGAGUGUGAUCCUGAGCAACCACUUCCACAGAAAAAUCACAGGAGCAUCUAAAAAAGCAGAAAUUACUGAUGGUCCAGCAGCUCCUGCUCCAGAGAAAACAGCACCAGAACACAAAACUGCUGUAAUACAGCCCGAAUGCAUUAAAUGUGACUUUGGAUUAGACCAUAAUGGGUCAAAACCUGCUGAAAAUACUUAACAGUAUGACUAAACUGUAAACGGUGAAUGUGUUUUUAUUAUAUUUGUGUAAACUAACAAAAGGUUUAAAAAAAACAUACACAGUGAUGCAAUAUAUUUUUAUGUAUUUCUGCAAAGUUUGGUAUUAAGUUGUGUUUUGUAAUUGUUUCUAGCAAAAAAAACCCUGACUGUUCAAUUCUAAACAUUUACUGAACUAGCAAAUGUUUAACAAUUACAAAAGUGGAAUGAUGUAAUUUAUAACAUUCAAUGGCUACAUAUUAUAAAUAAAGUUUUGUACUUUA
This is a messenger RNA of Danio rerio (zebrafish), 1943 nucleotides long. It is a transcript of the gene slc60a1b, whose product is annotated as solute carrier family 60 member 1b. NCBI's taxonomy places the organism in Eukaryota, Metazoa, Chordata, Actinopteri, Cypriniformes, Danionidae. Gene Ontology annotation, cellular component: membrane. The record is from RefSeq and is marked provisional.